This is a messenger RNA of Chrysemys picta bellii (western painted turtle), 720 nucleotides long. The record is from RefSeq and is a predicted model, not a curated record. Lineage: Eukaryota; Metazoa; Chordata; Testudines; Emydidae.
GUGGAGGCGUGACAGGUGUUUGCCAGGAGUCAGUGAGGGUGGGGGUAGUCCAGUGCAGCGAGAAGCCAGGGGCACUGCGGGAAGUGGCCGGUGGAUCAGGAAUGUCCCAACCCGCUCCCCUGAUUUAAUCUCUGUCUGCUCUAGUGUGCCUGGGCUGAGCGGCCCCAUGGCCCCGUACCGCAUCCGGCAGUACGAGGACGGUGACUACGAGGCCGUGUGCACCAUGUUCGGCCAUGGGGUUAUGGAGCACACUCCUGCUGCGUUCAUCUACAUGCUGAAGUGUCCCCAGACCCAGCUGCACUUCCUGGGCCUGUUCCUGGUGGUGCUCGCGGCCUCCGGGUCCCUCCUGGUCUCCCUUCUGGCUCUCCUGCUCGCUCUCACUGGGGCCUGGUUUUGCAUCUGGUCUCUCUGGACCGAUUACAUCCAGCAGUCUCUUCACAACAACCUACUGGACAUCCGGAGAACCUACCUGGAGGCAGCAGACUCUUGUCUCUGGGUGGCAGGGGCUGAGGGGGCGGUGGUGGGUGCGGUGGGGGCUGUCCUGCCGGAGUUCCCCUCAGAAAGGGGGCACGCCCUGGAACUAAAGCGUAUGUCCGUGGAGAGGUAUUAGGGGGCUUAUUCCUUCACCCUCUCACUUUCCUGGUCCUGCUUGCAUGAACAGAGAGCAACAAUACACGAAGUCCGAAGAUGCAAACAAUUCAAUGUUUAUAGGGAUGAACU